UCAGUGUCUGCUUUUAGGGAGACAGUAAUUGUGAACAAAAUAUAAGGUGACAGCUGUAAUCAUGAAGUUGUGGACAUGUGUGUUGCUGCUGUGCGCGGCGGCCGUGUGCGUCACAUGUGAGCAGCCGAGUGACGAGGACUGGCUGGAGCUGGACACCCCGCAGGGACCGGUGCGCGGGCGCAGGGAUCCCGAUGCAGACCACCUCUACUCGUUCUAUAACAUACCAUACGCUACAACUCCAGUCGGCGAAAACAGAUACAAGGCUCCUCUUCCGGCACCUGUUUGGGAAACACCAUUUGACGCCGUAGACAAACGUGUCUUAUGUCCACAAACGAUAAUACAAGAUGCCCUGCCAAAAGAUUUUGUGGAACAAGAAGAUUGUCUGAUCGCAAACGUAUACGUGCCUGACACGAGAAGGAAGAAUCUCUCAGUUCUGGUAUACGUGCACGGAGGUGGUUUUGUAAUAGGUUAUGGGAAUUUCUUUAAAUUUAAACAUUUUUUGAAAACGAAAGACAUCGUUCUUGUCACCUUUAACUACCGCCUGGGAGUGAACGGUUUCCUCUGUCUCGGCACUGAAGACGCACCAGGUAAUGCCGGUAUGAAGGACCAGGUUGCCUUGCUUCGGUGGGUGCAAAAGAACAUAGCGAGCUACGGCGGGAACCCUGAUGACGUCACUAUUGCUGGCUACAGUGCUGGAUCCGCGUCAGUAGAGCUCUUAAUGCUCUCUAAAUCAGCAGAAGGUCUGUUCCACCGAGUUAUACCUGAGAGUGGAGGAGCUCUUGCGGUAUUUUCAAUACAAAGAGAUCCUUUGGAUAUUGCAAAAACGUUUGCUAAACUACUGAAUUUCACAAACGUUGAUGAUAAUAACGCUUUAGAAGAAUUUUACAAGACAGCUCCACUAGAAUUGUUAAAUUCCUAUCUCUUAACUGAGAGAUAUGAUUCUACGUUCUUAUUUUCACCAUGUAUAGAGCGUGAGACGACAAAAGACGCGUUUCUCACUGAAUCACCUUUAAGUAUAUUGCAGAGAGGUGAUUAUAGGAAGUUGCCUGUGUUGGUUGGUUUAGCUGAUAUGGAAGGACUUUUACGCAUACACUACUUUGAUGACUGGAAACAUAAAAUGAAUGAGAAAUUCUCUGAUUUCUUACCAGCUGACCUGACGUUCAAAUCCGAAGAGGAAAAAGAUGAAGUAGCAAAUAAAAUUAAGAAAUUCUACUUUGGCAACAAGCCAGUUGGAAAUGAUAACAUACUUAGUUACGUUGAUUAUUUUUCGGACGUCUUCUUUACUACGUCUAUACUUUGGGCAGUAAAGCUGUAUGCUGAGGCGGGGCAUAAACAAGUAUAUUUGUAUGAAUAUUCGUACGUGGAUGAGGAUAUUCCCACAGUACCACACACAAAUGUACGGGGUGCGGACCACGUUGCUCAAACACACGCUGUUAUGGAUGGCUUAAACUUAUUUAAUCAAAACGAAAGUCUUGCAAGCGCUGGGCGUCUGGUCAUGAAGAAGAAGGUUCGACAAUUAUGGCACAAUUUCAUUAAAACUGGUAAACCGGUGCCAGAAGGAUCGUCGCUACCAGCGUGGCCGGCGGUGGGCGCAAACUUGUCACCGUACAUGUCUUUGGGACAAGAGUUGGAGUUGAAGCACGAGCCGCUGCAGGAAACGCGCUUUAAUUUCUGGCUGGACAUCUACCAGAAGUACUACCUGGACCCUAUACCUCCACCAGCUUCUAGUGCUCAGUCACGCCAUGAAUUGUAGACAUAAGUAAUAAUUAUAGGAUAUAAAUACUUAUUAUUUUUAUAAUUAUUCAUGUCUCCGUCUAUAUAUAUAUUUUAUAGCACGAUAUUUUUUGGAACUUCGAAUUUUUGCGGUAUUAAAUAGUUUAUU
This is a messenger RNA of Trichoplusia ni (cabbage looper), 1882 nucleotides long. RefSeq names its product juvenile hormone esterase-like. NCBI's taxonomy places the organism in Eukaryota, Metazoa, Arthropoda, Insecta, Lepidoptera, Noctuidae. The record is from RefSeq and is a predicted model, not a curated record. Bases 62 to 1753 code for a protein of 563 amino acids. The transcript has 3 exons.